Messenger RNA from Rhineura floridana, 885 nucleotides. It is a transcript of the gene GRXCR1, whose product is annotated as glutaredoxin and cysteine rich domain containing 1. Gene Ontology annotation, biological process: inner ear receptor cell stereocilium organization; sensory perception of sound. The coding region runs from base 1 to 885 and encodes 294 amino acids. Gene Ontology annotation, cellular component: kinocilium; stereocilium. The record is from RefSeq and is a predicted model, not a curated record. NCBI's taxonomy places the organism in Eukaryota, Metazoa, Chordata, Lepidosauria, Squamata, Rhineuridae. The transcript has 5 exons.
AUGUUUAAGAGCGACACCAAGGGUGAGGGUGAGAGGCAGCCGAGGAAAGUCCGAUUUCGAAUUGCAUCUUCUCAUAGCGGGAGAGUGCUAAAAGAGGUGUAUGCUGAUGGGGAAACAUCUGAUUCCCUAGAUUCGGAAUGCACUAGCAGCUCAGAAACUGACCUAAACAGCAGGCUGAGUGAGGCAGAAGGACAGCACAAUGGGAACCUUGGAUCUGAAUGUGAUGAAAACGAGAAUGAGGCUGAUGAUAUGCUCAUUUUCGUGAGAGCUGCCAAAGAGAGGGGAUUUGGCACUAAAAGAGUCAACAUCCUCAGCAAAAAUGGCACAGUUAGAGGAGUCAAGCACAAAGUCAGUGCUGGUCAAGUUCUCUUCGACAAUUUAACAAAAGUCCUCCAAAAGGUAUCAUCAGUUCUGGAAUAUGGCCGCAUAGUAAUUUACACAACCAGCCUUCGAGUGGUUAGAACAACUUUUGAAAGAUGUGAACUGGUUCGAAAGAUCUUCCAAAACCACAGAGUGAAAUUUGAAGAGAAAAACAUUGCACUGAAUAGUGACUAUGGAAAAGAACUCGAUGAGAGGUGCAGAAGAGUAGGUGAAAUUCCAUCGCUGCCAGUUGUGUUUAUUGAGGGCCAGUAUCUAGGGGGUGCUGAGAAAAUUUUAUCAAUGAAUGAAUCAGGGGAACUGCAAGAUCUCUUAACCAAAAUUGAGAGAGUUCAACACCCUCAUGAAUGCUUCUCAUGUGGGGGCUUUGGUUUUCUUCCGUGCUCAGCGUGCCAUGGGAGCAAGAUGUCAGUGUUUCGGAACUGUUUUACAGACUCAUUCAAGGCACUUAAGUGCACGGCUUGCAAUGAGAACGGGUUGCAACGCUGCAAGAGUUGCCUGAGCUAA